GACCCGGAAGUAGCUAGCCAGUUGUGGUGGAUGGUAGCCAGCGGCUGUCUUUACCCUGCUGUCUCCUCUGCUGUCACUGGAAAACAGCCUUCCUCACUGAGCUGCCCCCCUUUUUUUUCGGCUUCUGACAGCAGCUCCGUCCUCUCUGCAGCGGGACACGGCUCGUCCCUCAGCCGGCCCGGGUGUCACUCUCAGACGGACUGAGAUGCCAUCAGAGUCCCGCUCCGCCCUCAGAGCUGGUCUCGGGUUUAGCUCGGGUUUGUAGAAGCCUCCUCACUGUGGUGGUGGUCCUCCGCUCUCUAACGUUAGCCGGCUGGCUAAAGAGGUAAGAAAGACAGACAGCAGCAGCACCUCUGCAGACAAACUCUUUGACCUGUCCGUGGCACGGAUUAUCCUUCAUACAUGAUUAUCUUAAUUUUAUUGUAAUAACAGAGAAAUGUUCUGGUGAUGGUUAUAAUGGAGGUUACAUACAGAAGAAUAUCUGUGUUAUAGCUCACGGCUAAAUGAAGCUCGGUCUAAUUAGGUAGAUUAAUGUUAACCGAGUUCACUUCUGUCAGAUUUAGUCAAGUUAUGACCACAGCUGAGCUUUUUAAUCACAACAUCAGUUCAUAUUAUUGGUAACACGCGGGAAACAUCACAUCAAAAACUCCUGACUGACUGAUUUCUCCUGAUUUUGGAGUAAAUGUAUGACAGAAUUUCCAAAUUAAGGGUUUGUCAUGUGUUUUAAAUGUUACAUUUUUGCUUUACUGAAUCUCCUUUGACUGGGAUCACCCUUGCAUGCAAAAUCACUCCACUUCUUCAUGACAUUUCAUUCAUUCAUUUUUCUAUCAGCCUAUUGGUUUCCCUCUCUCUUACUUUGAGACAACUCCACACUGGGAUGAGUCAUCUCUGAAUAUCUGAAUAGUGGUUGGCAGGGUUCAAAAUUAAAGGUGCAUUGUGUGGAAUUUGAUGGUACUUCUCAAAAGAAAUAUGUGUUAUGCAGGGGUUUCUUUGAAUUAGUUUAUACUGAAUGGAAAAUCACAAUUGCCUAAUUUCUGAUGACUUUGGCUGUGUCAGAAAUAAAUCACUCAGUCCCUAACCCCCAUAUGGGGUUUUACUAUAUAGUUGACUAUGUAGUGAACUCAAUCACCAGAGGUUUCGGACACUACAUGGCAAGACGCAAUGCAUGACGGGAUGCCGCCACUGGUGAGUGACCAUCGGAUGCUCACUACAUUUUGCAUGCUUUAUGGGAAACUUUGAGUCGCCUAUAUAGGGCACUGGAAUUGAUUACUGAGGUUUCGGACACCCCUCAAAAUGGCGCUAACCCCCAUAUAGUCACCUAUAUAGGGGUUAGGGAUCCAUUUCGGACACAGCCUUAGAAAAAGUCUUUAGUAAGCCCGGGCGAUUUGGCAAAAAAAAUGAUCAUGAUAAAUUUUGUCGUAUCGUCCGAUCUCGAUUAUUAUCAUGAUUUUUUUUUUAACUGCCAGUUUUAAAGCAUCUGUACUAAUAACUAAAGAAACUAGAGAUUAGUUCAACAUUUUAUUAACAUACGAAGUAAAUAACAAAGAAUAAGAUACACUUACAAAAAUAUAACACUGUUUGAGCCGAGCGUCAGCGCAGCGACUCUCUGCAAGCUUUUUGGCUUCAAAUCCGUAUACUGGCAGAAGGCGGAACCAAGUUGUCCAUAGUAUAUAUACAGUCUAUGUUUCUGACACAGUCUGCAGAUUAGUGUCUCGUGAGCAACAUCUGUCUUUGUGAACCCAAUCCUCCUCCAUUAGAGUGUGGAUGAUCCAAGCCUUGUGAUAAAAUCAACUGUUUGCUCUCUUGCUUUUUACUGCAGCCAUGCAGGCAGCUACGCUGGCGUAGCUUGUUGUGAUAUGUGAACACUGCAUAUACUCUCCGUGUGCAUACACUGUAGUCUGUCCUACAAGGCUUUAUCAUAUUCAUUAAGUGUGUGGACAAUGAAGGCGCGUUUUGAUAGAUUUUUUGCUUAAUGAGAUACAAUAUUUAAAGUAUUAAAUUAUAUUAUGAUCUACAGCUUACCAACAUCCAUACUGGCUUCUUUCCAUUAAAACUAUAAAUUGACACUCUUGAAGAGAAAAAGAUGAUUUAAGUUUUUUAAUGCAGAAAAAAACAAAAACAUGCAGUUUUCAAAUGCAAAACACAAGCUAACAAACCUUCCUCUAAUUUCCACCUCUCAGGGUACAAAGAUUUAUUUUGUAGGUUAGUGUGUUUAUUCCUCUUUUACUCCUCCUACACAGCAGGAAGUGAGAAAAUUAGAAGUAACCAGAUUCUAAUUUUAGGCUCAAAACCUGCUUUUUAUAGAAAUAAACUAUUCGCUGAUGUCUGUGCUGGGAUUUCUCAUACAUGCACACCUCUUCUCACUACUGCUUACACUUGCUGCACACUUUGUUUUACGGAGCACUGAGGUCAGUCACGCUGUCUGCUGUGCAAACAUUUUGGAUGGCCGUCCUUGUCUCUUCAAGUAGACCAGAACUGGAUUAUUCUUAUUUUUGAGUCUAUUUUAGGUCUGUGUCCUUCCCACUUUCUAACCUGCCUCAGACAGAAGAGUACAGAAACUUACAGUCUUUGGUCCAAAGAACUUUCAUACAGCCUGUUUCAAGGUUCAGAACUAAACCAAAGAACUAAAGUUGCUGCUUGUGUUCCUGUGAACGGGUUACAAAAGACCUGAAACACAAGAAUCUGCUCUUAUUGAACGCUUUUGGGUGAUUUUGUAUGACUGAAUGGUAGAAACAUCUGGCUCAAAUUUUCUGUUUAAUAUCUAUGAUUAUGGUUGUAUAUGAUGUAUAUGUGUGCUGGCUUUGCAUGUCUUAUAAUGUGUUACAGUUGUGUGUUUUAUAUCAUAUGUUUAAAUGUAUAGCUGCCUGGUUAUUAUGUUUGUAGGAAACUUUUUCACUAUGCUGCUGCUUGUCUUGGUCAAGUACAGUGUUUUGAGUGGGCAGGUAUGCUCCUGUGUGAGGUAAUGCCACUUAUAAAUUUAACCCUUUAGUGUACGGGAACUUUUUUCAUAAUACUCUCCCCAGCUACCUGAACCCCUCCCUGUCCUCUCUAUACUACAGUUUCUCUUGAUAGAAACUGAAAUGAAUUAUUGAUGUGUGUGCAAGAAUGUUAUCUAUUGAUGUGUCAGGCCAAAAGCUUUAACAUACAUGGGAAAUUGGGGAAGAUUGAGCAUUUUAUAUUGGAGUUACAACUGCCUCUUGUUAACAGGUAGUGCCAUAGCUGUUGUUUGAUAUGGUCAAAUAGAUGUGUUCUGUGGUGGACACUGGUGAUAUAUGUGAUAUUUAGAGGAGAUUAAACACCGGAUUUCGUGUUACAAUUACUUAAUGUGUCAUUGAACAAUCAAAGAUUGCCCCACCACUUUUGAUUCUGUCUAAUCUUCAGUGUCUCCACCAUUGUCAACAAAAAGCACCUCAAAUAAAUUACCUAUAUUUAAGUAUAUUACGCUACAAUAUUGUGUGUAAUCGUCUCAAGUAAAAACCUUUAUCAUACAUGUGAAAUUUGGAGAAGAUUGAGCAUCUUAUAUAGAAGCCAUACUGCCUCUUGUUAUGAGGCGGCACUGUAACAGUUUAAUAUUAGCAAAUAGAGGCAUUCAGUGGAACACAAUGGCCAAACAUGAGAUAUAGAGCAGAUCAAACAUGAAGUAUGUGUUGAAAAAAUAAAGGAUAUAAAGAAAUAUAUGUAGAGAUAUUUCUGUAUAAAUAUAUGUGUCACAGUAUGAGAGCGUCUUGGUGCAAUGUGCAGUACGUUUUUUUUUUACUUUAGAAUAAACUUGAGGCCGUCGGUUUAACAGAAGUUAAAUAUUGUGAUAUCAUGCACAUUCUUUGACCUGAUUAUCAUCCAUCUCUGAGACAAGGACUUUAGCCGCUGUGAGAAUGAAAUCUAGGACAACCCAGGUCAACCUAAAAAAGGUGGCCAUGUGACGCAUUUCCUCCUCAGUUACUCUGAACAUACUUAUUUCUGUUCGUAUUGAAGUAGGCCAUCUGUGAGAGGAGACACUCGGCAGUGUCUCCUCAUGAGCUGUGACAGUUUAGAUAAUAACAUUUGAGAUAUAUCAGCAGGGCCGCCAACAACUAUUCUUGUAAUUAUCUACUGUUUCCUGAACUGUAUCUGUCGUCUUUUGGUCUGAAAAUCUCCAAUCUCUUCUGAGUUUAUCAAAAACUCACGAUGAAGUCUUAUUAAAAUAUCUUGUUUUACGUAUUGCCCAAAAAUAUUCCAAUAAGGAGGCUUUAGACCACUGACAACCCGCUGGAAAAAUAGCUUUUCUUACUCAUCCAACAAAAAAUAUUCACAAUGAGUGACACAUUUGGCUGUUAAAAAAGGAGGAUGAGAUUAAUUGUCUGAAAAUACUGACAUGUCCUUACAUUUGGAAGACAGGAUCAGCAAAGUAUCUGUCAAAAAGGGGCGUCAAAAUCAGCUUAACCUAAAAGUUCUUCACUGCAGCUUUAGGAGAACUGAAAUACAUAAAAUCGAUUCAUUUAUUGUCUAUGCAUUUCUGAUGGCUUUGACGUGCAUUUAUCUCUUUACGUAUCCCCCUUGCAAGUAAUUCCCUGCUGUAUUCUGGAGCACUUGUCAAGUUUCUCCGUUUUUUUAUUGGCCCUGUACGGGCUUUUUUGGAAUGUGUUGCUGCAUCAAAUUCAAAAUGAGGGAAUAUUUGAAAAAUUUCAAUCAAGUUCAUCAGUUUGAACAUGAAAUAUCUUGUCUCUUCAGUGUAUUUAAUUGAAUACAGAUGGGAAAGGAUUUGCAAAUCACUGUAUUCUGUUAUUACUCACGUUUUACCCAACUUAAUUGGAAUUGGGGUUUGUACAUUAUGAGUCACUAAUCAGCUGAUAAUUUUCUCUCCUCAUAGCCUGCAGUGACCCCAGAUUCAGUGGUUUUACCUCACUGAUCAAGUUUCAGGUCUAUUACAGUCGUGAUAAGUUAGUGUGUCUGUUUUAUUGUGUGACUGUGGGUGUUUGAAGCAGUUAGAGUGGAUUGAACUCAGUAUUUCUGUAAUAACCCACUUCAACAUAUAUAAAGAACUGAUUGAAGCAGCAGUAUGCUGUGUUACUGUUUGAGGUAAAAUCACAGUUUUAUCCAUGGAGUUGACUGAUUUUGAUGUAUGCCUUUUUAAAUUACAUGUUGCACUUGUAUUUUGUUCUCUUUAGCAUAUGUGUAAUGUGUUAAUGUGUGUGUGUUUUCAGGAGUGAAAAGCCAGUGUCAUGACUGGAGCUGAGACUGAGGAUGAUAUUCCAUUAGGUGAAAGGAAGACUGUCACAGAUUUCUGCUACCUUCUGGACAAAUCCAAACAACUCUUCAAUGGGCUGAGGUCAGUUUUUGACUUCCUCUGCUUUCUGCCUCCUGAACUGCACUUUGUUUACAUGCACUUUAGUUUGUUUGUAUGUACAAAAAUAUAGAGCACAUGCAGAUAAUAUAAAAAAUAAGACUUAAACAUGGGAAACCAAGGGUGAUGGGUGACCCUGGGUGAAAAGAACUCAAUUUAACCUGAUAUAGACACAACCAAACAGCAACAUCAACUCUCGAAAGGCAACAAACAGACAGAAUCCACGAACAGAAUCAGCUGCACUUUCAGGCAUGUCUUGUUACAAAAUCAGACAAAAGACAACCUGCCUUUCAGAGAAUCAAAAAGUCUGGAAGCCUUUUCAUCACUUUGGUAAAGGUUCAACUUUGUCUUAUAAAACUUUGUCUUAGAAUCUCCGAGGCUUGUUUCUCUUGUUUUUGUUUUUGGGUACAAAUUCCAGUCUGGCCUUUGUAUUCUUCUUGCUAACGAUUUGACUGGUUUGCAUCUUCUGGUGUAGCUUCUACUGUUGUUCACGAAGUCUUCUGCGAACAGUAGAUUGUGAUACUUUCACUCCUGACCUCUGGAGAUGGUUGCUGAUGUCACUAACAGUUGUUUAAAGGUUUUUCUUUAAAGCUCUCAGAAGUUUCUUUUGUCUACAGCUGAUGUUUUCCUUUCUCAACCCAUUCAACAUCUGUUACUUAGUAGGACACCAGUGGUUUCCUUCUUCUUCAGGAUUUGCUCAGUGUCUGCGCAAUGGCUCUGACGUAUUUUCCAUCUUCUUUCAGUUUCACGGUCGCUUGUUUUUCAUCCAUAGACAGCUCUCUGGUUUUCAUGUUGGUCAACCCUUGAAACUGUAAAUGCAGUCUACGCCAGCAAACCCUAAAUCUGAACUGAGGGUUGACAUUCAGAGCUCUUUAUUGUUUGAAUAAUCAGUGUAAUAGGACACACCUGGGCAACAAAACACACCUAUCAUUCACAUGUUCCAAUUAUUUUGCUCACAUGAAAAAUGGGUGGGUUCAGAUAUAACGUGCUCUCUUCUAAGUUUGGUAUUAGAUCCAGAUGUAAAGUUGAAAUGCUGAUCUCUGGUCUCAUAUUCGUCCGUUGAUGUCAAACCCAAAUGUUUUCACUCUGCAGCAAAAUAAAGUAAUCGGCCUCACUGUUCCAGUACUUUUGGAAGGAAAUGUACAUCUAAUGAAAGUGCAGACAAAUACAGUGUGUCAAGGACUUCCAGCUAUGGCAGAUCUACAGUCUUUAUCCCUGUUAGGCUUUUAGAAAUGAGGCACAUGAUACAAAACUUAAAAACUGACAUGACCACAAACGAAACCGACACUGACAAGCAGUCACAUAGAUGCAUGAGAGCUAACUAUUAUGGUAGAGAGUCUUUUACAGACAUUUGAGUCAUUUCAGUUUCUGGCAGUCCUCAAAUUUUUGCAAGGUCUAUAUUUUAGGUUUUGGGGGGAAAAGGGAGCUUGGAUCUAAACUUCUCUUUUGAGCACAUUUACUGUUGAAUUAGUUCAAUAACCACCUCUUAUUACACAGAGAGAGUUCCUCCCUGUGUUUUGGUGCAAAAAGAAUUAUCACAAAAGUAAAAUGACACAGCAGUUGGAUUUGUGCAGAAAUGUGCAAGAUGAUCAUACAUUGCAAACUGUGAAUUGGAGGGGAAAGUUCUUAUUUGUAAAACACACUGAAAACAACAAAGUAAAGCAAAAUGUUGUACAAGAAAGAAAGAAAACACUGAAAAACACAAUGAAAGGACUAAUUUAGAGGGAACAGGAGGAGAAGGGAAAAAUGUGCAGGAACACUAAUCAGCCAAUCCUAUUAAACAGUGUUAAUAGGUCAGUGAUGUUCUGCUAAUAAUCGUUUCGAUUGCGUAAUCACAAGAGAAAUAAAAAAAGGCUUCAAUUUUUAGAUCAGGUUUUUUUUUUUUUUUUUUUUUUUGAAAAAAGCUAAAAAUAAUUUGAGUCUGUUCAGGUCAGAGACGCAGAAAAUCUAUUUUUAUUCCUGAGAACAGAUUUUUCAGAAGAGAGCAGCUCUGCCUUUAAAAGCCAAGACCUACUAAAGAAAUAAUAUUCAUUUUUAAAACAAUCAUCUGCAAAAUUUUACUCAAAUUAUGAGAUCAAACAGUCUUUAUGUUUGACCUGGAAUCACAGAAUCACCUCAGCAGGAGGAUUCUGGACUCAGAGAAAUACCUCUAAACAAACACUCUCCUUUUUUGCCAAAUUCCAGGCUGCUUUGAGUGCCAACAUCUUAAAAUAACAUGCUUUGAUUUUAUCCACCAGGUGGGUCCAUGACGUAUGAAGUCAGAGAGUCCCUGAACAACAAAAACAGUCCUGAAAACGUGUGAAAGCUUUGUGCCAAAAAUCUUAUCAGUAAGAGAGCAGGCUUUCCAAAUAAUUGUAGACUUUGUUAUCAGAGAGCUGAAUUAAAAUGAGAAGAACACUCUUUAUAGAACUUAUUAUAAAUCAGUGCUAAACAUUUUGGUUUGUAGCACAAGUGUGUUACCAUUAUUUCCACCUGAUGUUCGGGUCAGUUUUACUUUCUGCACCCCGGUUUUGUAACUAGCGGGUGAACUUGCAUCCAUGUGAACGCCUGUGGGUGUGGCAGUCCUGGAAGCAGAAAGCAUCUGUGCCGAACACUAAAGAAAUCCGGGGCUGAAAUCUGGGGUCAGCUGCACAGUCCAUCCCUGAUAUGAAGAGGGUGUUUUAGGGUUCAUCAAGUAUUUUCUUUGCUCUUUAUGCACAGAGGCACACAGUUAGGCACCCAUUCAUAGUGAAAUUGACUUUUUAUUAGGAAAUGAUUGAAGACGUGGCAAUGCAAGUAUUUUUCCCUCAUCUCCAAACAUCCUGAUACUGCUCUGUAUGAGGCUGAGGGCCAAGACAUCAUCGCUGCCAUCUCCUCAUAACCUCAGCCCUGCAUGACCCGACGGCUACAGCCUGAGACGUCACCAAGCUUUACUGUGCACACUCUCCUGAUUAUAUACAGGAAUAGACACACUCACACACAAUAAAGGGAUAUUUUUUACAUCAUGCUGUCACUGACCAUGAUGCUUCCAUAUAUUAAUAAAUACUGAACAGGAACUGUGUGUUAUGUACGCAACAGCCUACAAAAUACAGUCAUGUGAUCCAGCUACAAAAGUAAUGUGUGUGUUUGUAUGUGAUUUAUGAUUUUGAGCUGUAAGGUUGGUGCGUACGUUUCAGACUUUUUUUUUGUACAUGUGUAUUACAAACAUGAAGUUUUGUCUGAAAGGUAUGAAUUUUCAGAUGGUAAUGCAAUGUCUGAAUGAGGAUGACUGAAUAUUGUUCUUUGUUUUCCACUUCCUGACCUGCAUAUCUAGUUCUGACUCCACCCCUGUGCUUAUUUACCAGUUGUCUGAAUCUGGUACGGUGAUGUUCUCACACUUCAAAAUUAGUUUUUUUAAAUGAAAAAUGAAGUAGAAAGGCUGGAAUCUAUUGUGUAAAUGAAAACGCUCAUCUGCAGAUGCACCUUACUAUGUCCCUGAUUGGUCCGGUCUAUGUCAUGCUCAACACACCAAUCAAAGGAUGUGAUACAGCCUUGUUGCACCCUGCACCUCAGUUAGCACCUAGAGUAUGUGCUAGGGCUGGGCGAUAUGGUCUCAAAUCAAUAUCACGAUAUAUUGAGCAGUUCCCCUCAGUAACGAUAAAUAGACGAUAACUACUUCACAAGCUGCUCACCCCCUCCCACAUUAACUUUGUCUACUUCAGCGGCCACUCCAGCUGCUACAACUUUUGAACCGUCCUCCAUCUCCUCACCUGUCUUUGUCUCUUAGGACAGCGUCCUAAAGGGACAUGAGACCAUAGCGUACCUAUACACAUCCAAAACCAACUUUCAUCUAUUGACUCAUUUUUUUGACACCGAAUUUAGUGACAUGGGCAAAAUAACGUUGGUUAUUGUAAAAAAAAAUCGGUAUCGGUAAAUUUUCAGUUUAUUGCCCAGUGUGUGCAGCUCAAACAAGAAAAUGUAGUGUGACUCUUUUAGCCUAAACAGAACCCUGUGACUAUAAAAUGAUUUUCAACCAUGGAAACAUGUUCAGAGUAGAAAACUAAAAAUAUAAUGUGCGAUCCAAACAGAAAGACCAGCUAUUACUUCAGUCAAUAUCUUCUGUCACAAUUUGCGCAAAACCUAAAGUUAAAAUCUGUUUGAUUCAGUCAUUUGAACAACAUUUGAAAAUGUUUCAGAACACAGCAAAGAGAUAAAUUGUUUUUCACCCUAACUUUUCAGCAUCCAAAUUUGCUGUUUUUGCAACUUUAGAAAAAGUUGUAUUGAACAUUUGUUUGGAUAAGAUUGAUUUUUCAGUAAACCUGUAAGAAACCUGCUCAGUACUGUGAUAUACCAGGAUUCAUCCGUGUGUGAGGAGCCACCUGUCUUGCUGGGAGGGCAGCAGGUUGUGAGGGUGUGAGCACUUAGUGGAGAAGAGACACUUUUCUCUGUUACAUCCCAACAGUGUUAAAGAAAUGUUAAAGUUCUUGUUUUCUCUCGUUGAUUUUCUGUAGAUCUGUCGGUCUGUAGAGCUCAGCAGGGAACAGUUUGACUCACCUGGUGUCUGCAGCAUGAAUAACAGGUCAAUGCUGUCAUGCACCACAGGUUUUUAGGUUACUGGGAUAUUUUUAACAAAGAAUCAAACAGACCAGGCAGAGAUCAGAGCCCCAGAUUGUCACUUAAAUAAGUGACCCUUUGAAAAAUUCAGUGUUUUUUUUUUUUAAGUUGAUUUCUCAAUAUGGUCAGAAAGACUAAGAGAGCAAACAGACAGAGCGACCAUCUGGAGAAGCAGGAGUCAGCGAAUGUGUCGUGUGACUGCGAGCCAAACAGGACGGAGCUGCAGCCAGGAUCCUGAACUGAAAAGACGGAGCAGAGGGAUGAACUGCUUCCUGUUUUUUUAACCCGCCACUGUGAUGUUUGGUCAAGCUGCUUGUCCUGAUCCGAGCGGGUAAUGAUACACUGUUAGUCAGAUCUGAUGCUGCGUUGGUCUUGCUGAAUCACAGAAUACAGAUUAAUGCACAAUUACAGACCCAGAGUGAGGGGACAGCAUCACUCACAUAGUUAAAUACAAGCUUUGUUAGCAUGCAGAUCACUGAACUCAGGUUUGACAGCAAAUCAAAACUGCAACAAAAACCGAAAAUACUGUAUAACAAGGUGCUGGUGUUGCUGUUUAACCAGCCGGGGCGGGACUUGUCACACGGGUAACCAGGGAAACAGAUGACUGUUAAAUGACCAUUACAGAGACAGAGAAGCCCAUUUUCAAUUCAUGUCCGAUCAUUCUGAUUGAAAGUUGCAGAUGGACGUAACUUAAGAUAAAUAAAUGUCUUUUUUCACCUCCUCUGACUUUUUUUGUUUUGUUAAUCCUGCAGAGACCUUCCUCAGUAUGGGCACAAGCAGUGGCAGUCCUACUUUGGACGGACGUUCGAUGUCUACACCAAGCUGUGGAAGUUUCAGCAGCAGCACAGGUUAUUUCUUUUCUCUUUCUUUUCUACUCCAAACUCUAUCACAGGUAAAUCUUAAACAAAUUGGAUAAAGAGAUCUGUGUCCAAAGGUUCGGGGUUUCUUGUGAACUGAUUCUUCAGACAGAAUUCAGGGUCAUAUUGGGCUAAAUAUGAUAGAGACAAAACCUAAUGUUGCCAAUCGGCGCCUUUGUCUGAAAAGAAUAAGCUGAGUGUUGUUAGAAUUUAGUAUGACAGAAUCUUAGUCCUAUCUGAUCAUGUUGUGCUCAGUAUUCUGUGUGUUACUUAUUGACAGGCAGGUUCUGGACAGUCGGUACGGGCUGAAGCGAUGGCAGAUCGGGGAGGUUGCAUCCAAAAUUGGACAACUUUAUUACCACUAUUAGUAAGUCCAGCUCCGUCUCUACUGAGCCAAUCACUUCAUGCAUUCAUCGUCUAAAUAUAACCAGCUUCCAUCCUCUGCUUUGAGUGCACACUGAUCAAACUUCAACAUGCAGACUAGCAGAGUCCUCCAGUGAGCAGGAGCAGAAAUCCAUCCCAAUUCCCAGAUCGAGGCUGAACUGCUGCAGCAGCAAAAACCGAAACAAACACACUCUGAACUAAUCCUGCUCUUGGACUGCUGAUGUUUGGUUGAUGUUUUGAGAAUGUAAAUCAUAUACCAGUAAAUCCUCCAACAAAGACUGGUAUUCACUCUGCAGCCAGGCUUCUUAUAAUGACCAUGAUCAUGAGCAGGAGAGAGAAAUGGAUGUUUUUCAAUCAUUGAAACCUUAACAGUUUCAGAUUUCUAAUAUGAAAUAUGGAAAACAGUUUUAAGUGAGUUCACAAUGAACACACACCACCAUCCACACAUUCUGUAUGAAAAUAAUAACAUCACCUGCAGUGAACUACAUCACAGGCCACCUCUGUGCAGUUUUGUUGUCUCUCAUUUGUUUUGUCUAAGAUUAACGCUAACUGUUAGCAUCUCCACUCUGCUGCUCAGAGCUGCCUUGUGAGCUCUGAUCCUGACGGGUUUAAAAACAAUCCAGGAUAUGAUGAGCUGAAUCAUUUUACGUCUAGGUUUAGGUUUAGUGAAUAAGGCCCUCACUUUUUACCCACAUUGAAUUCUCUGAAACAGAGAAGAUUUUAAAUAAAGGCCCGCCUCUAAUAAAGGCCUGCUUCAUUCAAAGGCCUAGUACCUUAGGUUGUAAAAAUAAGCAAAGACCUGGUCUAUACUUGAUGAUUUACCCUAAUACAGUUUUUAUGUCUUUUUCUUAUUCUCCAUGUUCUACACAAUAACUGUGGUUGUAAAGUUUCUCCUGAAUCCAUAUCAACCCGUAAAGCUGUCCUCUAGCCUACAAUCCAAAUACACUCAUGCUGAGUGAUAAAAACAUUAGUUGUCUGCAUAAAAUCUAAUUUUCCACCAUAAAUCCAGACUUUUUCAGUCUGUCUAUUGUUCAUUUUCAUGUUGGUAUCACAUUGAACUUGUGACUUAUGAUUCAAGCCUCAUCAUUUAGUUUAAUGACUAGAUUAAGCUUAUUUAUCUGUUGAAUGAGAUAGUAAUUCUAAUUUUGUUGUGUAAUUUUGAUUGGCAGCCUUCGUACCUCAGAAACGAGUUACCUGAAUGAGGCCUUUUCCUUCUACUCUGCCAUCCGUCAGCGCUCCUACUACUUCCAGGUCAGCAAAGAGGACAGGUGAGCUCUGUUUUGUCUCGUCUACAUCACUGAUAUUUACAACUCCUGUAGAGUAAAUGUUUUUCUUGGGGUUUUAAUCUCUUUCUCAGAGUUUCUAUUUUUUCUGUUUUCAAAUAUCUAUUUUUCCUCUCCAGACAUGAUAUUGGAGAGAAAUGCUUGAGUGUUAUCUGUUUGUAGCACAAAGCCGGAUAUUAAAACCCUGAUCUUUUGUUGUUUCCCAACAAAUAAAAUAUUCUACAAUUGCAGUUCUGACUUUAGAUUUUUUCAUGAGUCAUUAGCCUUUAGAAGAACAAUUUAAGCACCAUGUACAGUGUUUACUCUCUCCAGACAUUACCAGCCGAUCGAUCCCCACACAACCUAAAAAGACACAUAUUUAGAAAAGUGCACCAUUAUGUGUCCUCGAUGUUUUCUAUUAAGUUCAUUUGUUUUUCUGGUCUCUCAUCAGGCCGGAACUCGUAGUGAAGAAGCUCCGAUAUUACGCUCGCUACAUCGUCGUCUGUUUACUGCUGAACAAAAUGGACCUUGUCAAGGUUCUGGUGAAGGUACAGUGUGACCCUUAAAAUGAAAAACGAACUGAUUAGAUUUACCCUCGCUUCUCAAAAUACUCAGAGAAGUCAACUCCUUAUAACCUGUGCAUGAGAUCUUACUUUGUAAAUCUAAAGGUGUGUAGAUUUAAUGUAAACUUUAACUAAAGUGGAGAUAAACUGUGACCUGCAGGAGUUAUCUGAGGAGAUUGAGGAUUACACGCAGCGAUUCAACACCGAGGACCAGCUGGAGUGGAACCUGGUCCUGCAGGAGGUGGCAGCUUUUGUGGAGGUAACAGCUCUCCAAAUUUUACAGAAAUAACUUAUUUUAAUGUCAUCUAUCUUGAGGUGUUAUUUUUUACACAGCUUUGUUGUCAUGAAGGAAUUUUAAAGUUAUUCCUUCACAGAAAAUAUCUAAGGCUCAUCAACAAGCCAUCAUCCUUAAGUUAUAGUCCCUUUCUAAGGUGUUUCUAGAUGAACAACUCCAGGUUUCAGUAACAGCUGAGACUCAAAUCCAGCUCAUACUGGUCUUUGUUUACAAAGGAGUCGUCAGUGAAGUGGAGAACACAAACAGUUAUGUCGUGUCUGUUGUUGUCCUAAAACUUCCUGCUGUCUUCUGGAGUGUUUGUCUUUGGAAAGAGAAAAAAGCUACGACUUUCCUUUUGGACAGAAAGAGGACUGAGAGAAACUUUAGUGACAGACUGAACCAACAAAGAGCAGGGAGGAGGAGGAGGAGGAGGAGUGGUAAAAUGGAUACAAUAGGGAUCAGAAUAAUAAGUGUCUUUUAAUAAAAACUAUGUUUCAAAAAAUCUGACUGUUAUAUAGUUCGACCCGUGUACGACGAAGUAUUAGGGCCAUAUUAAGGUAAAAAUAUAAUUAAGACUUCGAGAUUAAAGUCAUUAACUUACAAGUAUAAAGUCAUGAUUAAGUAAUUACGAGAAUAAAGUCAUAAUAAAAUCAUGUGAUACUUAUGAUAAUGUGGUGCUGAUGUGCCAAAAGACUUAAGUAUCUCCUUGUUUGAGAAACCCAUUCUGAGGUACAUCUUUACGAAGUGCUCCAUGGCUCUCAUUUCAACAACUGUAAUCUUAAAUAGCAGGUUAGACUAUAAGGACUUUAUUCUGACUUUACUCUCGUAGGUGAUUACUACGACUUCAUUCUCGUGAGUAAUUACUAUAUUAUGACUUUAUUCUUGUAAGUAAUGAUUUAAUUAUAACUUUAUUCUCGUAAGUAAUGAUUUUAUUAUAACUUUAUUCUCGUAAGUAAUGAUUUAAUUACGACUUUAUUCUUGUAAGGAUUUUAUUACGACUAUAUUUUCGUUAGUAAUGACUUUAAUCUCAAAGUCUUUUUUUUUUUCUUCUUAAUGUGGCCCUAAUACUCCGUCAUACCCGUGUCUCAUCUGUUAACAUGGAAAGGGUGGGCUUUAUGACUUAUACUGCAGCCAUUCAGUAGGGGGAGCUCCGAACAGCCUCCCUGUAAAGUGAACUUUCGUUAGUGCUAUCCUGUUUUUCAGUCAGUGUGUUUGAUCCAUCGUAGCUCACUGCCGUUCCUCUCCAUGUAUCAAACAGGCCGAUCCGGUGAUGGUUCUGAAUGACAACAACUCCGUGGUCGUCACUAGUAACCGUCUGCAGGAGGGCAGCGUGCCUCCGCUGGAACAAGGCAUGGUGGUUGGGCAGCUCAACCUUGCAGAUGCACUAAUCAUCGGAAACUGUAACAACCAGGUUUUAACCCACUAAUUCUGAUUCACACUUCCUAACACUGUAUACACACACUUCUGUCUUCUGUCUGGAAUAUUCAUUUUAUUUCACUCUUGAAUAAUAGUUUCACUCCUGUUUCAUUUCUUUUCUACAAAUGUGUCACCUCCUAAAACACUUCUUUAGGAAACGCAUGCACUUUUUGGUGUCUAGAUUUUUUUCUGGAGCAUAGAAACCGCAAAACACGGUUCUUACAACAAACUCUGAUGAUUUUUGUUUUACUGGCAAUGAGACACUGAGCCUCAAAUAAAAACAUCUCCCAUGAAGAAAAGUGCUCUGCAGCUGUGGUCAGUGAUGAUGAAGUAAAUCUAAGCCCUCAGUACGUCUCAUUUGGUAUUCUUCUGUACUCAGAGUUGCUCGUCUACAUGCACAGGAGUGUUCACACUGAAAAAUAAAUCCAAAAUGCAACGCUCUGAGCUGACUUUAGGCUCGUGACUGAAAAAGGGGCCCAGUGUGUCAGUGCCAGAUUUCACGUGAUUCUCUGUCCAGAGCUUUUUUUUCACCUAAAACACUAACAAUACACCGUUAGAGGGGAAAAUAAUCAAAAUCUAAACAUCAAAAAAUGACAAAUAUUUAAGGGAUUGAGAAUAAUCUUCAGAUGCCUGUUUAUGUUUACCGAACACUUAGUGUUUUUGUGGUCGGCAUGACAAAUUUAUUCAUCCAUUUCUGUGUGAGGUUAAAAAAAAAGGUGUGAGGUGGUCAAAAUAAUGGCCGCUCAUAGUGCUAGAAGGUGAGUAGGAACAGUAAUAAACGUUUCAUUCUUUGAUCAUUUUACAGUUCUACCCUGGUAACAAUAAAGAAGGACUGUCGCUCAGUUCAAACAGGGUUUGUCUUAUCACAAACUACUAAAAACUUUGGGCCAUUUCUUCAUCUGGGAAACAUCACAAUCUAAAAAAUGAAUCUCCAGAAAUGUGUCUGUGAUCCGCUGACUUCUGUUUUUUUCCUGUUUCAGGUGAAGUUCAGUGAGUUAACCAUCGAUAUGUUCCGCAUGCUUCAAGCUUUGGAGAGAGAGCCUGUGAACCUGGCCACGCAGACCUCCAAACAGGGAACACUGGUGAGUGUUGAUGCUCCAGUGAAGGUGUUUAAUGCUCCACUGAGAGCACACUGACCUUCUGAGUUCAGAGCUGGAGUAGCAUUGUCCAUAGAGAGCGGGAAUAACAGUGGAGCAAAGAAAACGAGGAAAAUAUUGAAAAGGGUAUCAAGAAGGGAAAAACAAGUUCGGAACAAAGAUCCAACUCCAAUGACAGACUGAUUCAGAAAAGUUUCCUGAAUAAAAACGUCUUAAUAACAUUGUUAAGACUGUUUUUUCUUGAGUUAGUAGUUACAGCGUUAAGUAUCUCAGUUGGUUCUUCAGCUGAUAAUGAAUGUUAUUUGAUUUGCACUAAUCCUAUUAAAAGUUGCAAUACAAAAAAAAAAUCAGAGCUGAAACCAAAAUCAGCAUCCUAAAACAGCGGUCAUCCUGUUUUUAUAAAGUUGACCUUGAUCAGAACACAAACAGUAAUAUCGUGAAAUGUUUUUCCACAGGAGCCCAAUGAGAAACCAGCAAAAAGAGAAAACCCUCACAAAUAUCUGCUGUACAAACCAACAUUCAGUCAGCUCUUUACUUUCCUGUCUGCCUCUUUUAAGGUCAGUAUUUAUUCAACCACAGCAUAAAUCAGCCAAAUCCUUCCAAAGAUAAAUGUUAAAGUUAUUAAUUGUUAUUCUCAUUCAAACUUCAAGGAAUUGCCUGCCAACAGCGUGCUGCUCAUUUACCUGUCUGCCACUGGAGUCUUCCCAACUGGUCACUCAGAAUAUGAAGGUAAAGAUGUGCUCAGAUGGUCAGACUCAACUGGGGGUCUUGUACCUGCUGUGAGGUUACACGUUAUGAUUCCCUGUGGCUAUGUAUCACCCAUGUUCCUCUGUUAUGUUGAUUAGCAUCACUAGCCUGUUCUGUUGUUGCAGACUUCAAACUAAAACAUCCAGCACCUGGAUGCAUGUUCUCUAUGAGAACUUAGGUGUAGCCCAGUUUGAACACAAUUUCUAAUUAAGGGCAGCGUUUUCAUGAACUAGUAGUUGAUGUUGUAAACUCUCCAAGAUGGCUGUUGCCCCAUUAAACGUUUCUGCUAACUAAGAGGUGGAGCUGAGGUCAUAAACUAAAUAGAGUGAUGACUUAAAUAAUUAAAGAAUCCCCCUCUCAUACAGAGGCCACAACUGAGCGAAAAGGAAAGAAGAGCAUUUGCACAGCAAAUAGAUGCUUAAAUAUGAUUUUUGGGACACAGUUUUCUCUCUUCCUGUUUCCUGCAGGGCCGUACGAUUUUGGAGGUGUUCUCACAAACACAAACAGAGACGUGGUAAACGGAGAGACGGUGCAGAAGAAGAAUCAGGCCCAGAAAGAAAUGCACUGGUAAGAGAUCCUUCAUCUGUAGUUGAUCAGAUGUCAAAAAAAUCUUUAAAAAGGGUUGAACUGAUGUUGAACAAAUUUAAAAAGAACUGCAGGUUUUUUUUUAAAAAAAAAGAAACUAAACAGAAACAAAAAAAAAAGCCUACAGGGUCAAGUCUGGUUUUAAAGCAGUGAUUUCCACUACAGAGUCACAUACCAUUUUAGUGCAGUACAUACGUAAAUCUACAGAGAUGCUGCACAUGAACCUCAUUAGUUGGGAAAUGUUCCUCCAGCAGAUUUUGUUUUUUAAUCAUUAACUUUUUUUUCCUUUUUUGUUGUCCCUAUAUCAAUUUGUUUGAAAUGUGCAGCUUGCAAAAAAUAGGAAACAAGCACAUAUUUGUAUUAACAUGUUUUUUUUUUUUCAGUUUCAUCAUUUGAUCAGUUGUCUCUGUAGGGUUUUUAAAUUAAAAUAGGUUAUAGAUGAUUUAAAAUCUGCUUCACUGAACAUAUUACACUGUCCCACCUUCUGGUGUUGGGGUUGCAGUUGAAAACUAAUCAGAGCAUCAUUUCAGCUCAAUUUUUGACUUAUAGUUUUAUUGUUAAUGUUGCAGCCUUCAUCCUGGAGACUUGUUCCCUUUCACUCGGAAACCUCUUUUUGUCAUCGUGGAUUCAACGAACAGCACAGCGUAUAAGGUAAAUACUAAAACUGGAUAAAGUGGACACAAGUGAAAGCGGAUGAGAACUGAAGAGGUUUACAGUAUUUUUCAAAAUUACACCAUGAAGAGCAAAGUGAGGAGGAUGUCUCUGUUUCUGGAGUUGGUGUCUGCCGCCCUGGAGGAGUGUGCAGAUAGAUAAUUUUUAGAUAGAUAUUUGAAAAGUGUCGUACAGAUAGUUUGACAGAGCUCAGAGUUGUAUUUAGAAAUCCUACGGUCGAUUUAGUAUGUUAUCACACGUUGUUAUGAUAAAUAUGAUGUCUUUUGUUUACCUUGAUAGAACUUCACAAACCUGUUUGGUCAGCCUCUGGUGUGUCUACUUUCACCUACAGCUUAUCCCAAGAGUGUGCAAGGUGAGUGUUGUAGCCCAACAGCAGUCAUUGAGAGGCUAAAACUGAUUACACAUAUUUUAAAGGAAACAGACCCUGCCCUGUUGAUGUCCUGAUGUUGGUGUGAUUUGUAGGGGUGGGCUGUAGUGUCUCACGUUGUCCCUCUGUGUCCUCGUUCAGAUCAGUCUCAGCGGGGAAGUCUUUUCACUCUCUUCCUCUACAGUCCUCUCCUCGCCUUCUCCUCCAUCUGUGGGUUAAACAGUGUGCGGCGAGGACUGUGGGAGCAGGCGCAGGAGCACCUCCGCAAAGUUUACCGUGACAUCGGGCAGUUGAUAACUCGAUCACGAACCAUAGGUAACAUCAAACUAAAUAUUUUUAGCUCACCUUGUGUCUGUUUAAAGUUGUAUGACUCUGUUAACCCUGUGGAUGAAUCUACAAUUGUCCACUGUGAGCAAGUGCAUCUUACUGGUUAAAUUUUUUGCAACACUGAUGGUGUGAAUAUUUCCUCUGUCCCUCCACAGAUCAAGCCUUUUUACAGUUCUUUGGAGACGAGUUUCUGCGGCUGCUCCUGAUCCGUUUCGUCUUCUGCUCUGCUGCUCUCAGGCUGCACAAACUCUUCCGGGUGAGUCACUGCAGCUGCACUUUUCCUGCAGUGUUUUUAUUUUGAAAGCCAAAAAUGCAUCUGGUGCAGGUCUGUGUGUGUCUGUGUUUGGGCUGGUGAUCUGCAGCACUUAACACAAACCAUCAGGCUCAGAGCUGGGUGUGUCCCACUUUAGAAAAAGGCUAACACACAGUAACAGCCAGAAUACUUGAUGCACCGUGAUCCAAAAACACCUCAGAGUUUCUAUUCAGGGCAAAGAGCUCGUUCAGAGCAGUCUGCUGCAUCACUCUGGUGCUGUGGGUGAAACACCAACUUCACAUUUAAGUGCGAAAGGACACAAAAAUAGACUGAACUGUUUUAUUUGGAGGGUAUUUUUUAUUUCAGCCUUUUAAAAAACUUUGUUCCUAUCUGAAGACGGCAGAAGUUUCAGUCUUUCACUCUUCUUGUAUGUUUACUAACAUUUUUUUCCCUCCUGGUUUGCCACAUUUUAAUCAUCCCACUGAGCAAUAGACGGCUAUUAAACGUCUGGUUAUUUUUUAGACCUAAUUUCAACCGUCUAGAUUCUGUAUAUCUGUAGACGGAAUUUAGAAGUUGCACUUUAACCCGUUAUUCGAUAAGUAUUUAUUUCAAAAAGCAACUGUGAGUUGCAAAACUGAUCUCCAAGUACUAAAACAAAAUAAUUAUUAUAGCCGUUGAGCGAUAUACUGGUAGACCUCUGUUAGCUGGCUAGUCUAAACUCGGUCUACAUUUAGACGUCUGAAAACUUUCAUUUUUAGACCUGUGGUAGCCUGAUUUUAGACCGGCGUCUAGACUACAUUUAGAUGUAUAUUAGACCUCUUUUAGACCAAAAAAUGCUCAGUGAGCAUAGGGGGUAUUAUAAUCAAAUCUCAGAGUUUGAUUGCAGAGUUUCACUAACCUUAUGUCAGUUGGUUAGAGCCCACAGCUCUAUGAGCAGCUUCGGUAAUUUAAAUAGUUACUGCAUUAGCAUCAAGGAUUUCUGAGAAACCUGCCAAAGAACCAGAACAGGGUCUGGACCACUAAUCUUUACAGACGGAGUCAGCUCUACCCACAUAAUUGAGCUCAUUUUAAGAUACUCAGACUCAAACACUAGCAAAGAUGUAUAAUUCUUCUUGGAGAAUGUCAGUGUUUUAGGCCCGAACUACACGAAUGCGGAUAUAUUUCAAACCGCACAUAUUUAUGUCCGAUUAGGUCUCCCUACCACACCAAAACGGGAGUUUGGAGCACUCAAACCGGAUAAAUCUGAAUCCGGAAAAACAAGUGGAGAAAUAAAAAAAUAUCCGUAUCCCGUAUCCGUAGUUGAUUCGUGUGGUUGGACUUUUACGGAUCGAUGACGUCAAACCGCAGCUCGCGCAUGCAAAUUAAAAAGAAAAACAACAACAACGAUGGUGGACAUACAGGGUAUUCUUUACUUUUUUUUUGCCCUUUUGGGGCAAAUUUCAGCCUUGCAAGUGAACCUUGUUUUAUACAAUUACAUCCACCAGUCAGCCAGCUCACAGACGCGUCUGCUGCGGCCAAUACUUGUAUUGGUCACGUGGUCCGUCACAUGGACCCGACGCACUAGCGUAGCUUCCGCAAACAAUGCAUGACGCAUCACGCUGUUACGAUUCAUCGGCCAAUCAGGUAGCUUUGUUCCUGAAUGUUUUUUAAGCGGCACCAGAUAGGAUUGAGUUUGAAGAUUACGUGUGGACGCAAGUAUUUUUGAGAACUAACACGUGUGGACAGAUACAUUUAUUUAGACGGGAAUACAAAAAUAUCCUGAUAAAUAAAUAUCUAUAUACGUGUAGUUCGGGCCUUUACUUAGCAUCAGAAAGCUAGUUUGCUCUGCCGUGUGCCGGUAACGACACAUGCAUGUUGCUCCUCAGUCUACACUGCAGGGAUCAGCUGAUCAGGUCUGUGAUAAACAAGUCACUGGUGUAUUGUGAGUUUUGAUGAUUUUCCAAGCCAGUUUUAAAAAUAAAAGUCUAAACAGUAGAGUUUGGAAGCAGUCAUUUGUGCUGAGUCAGGUCGUUCAGCUUCAGAAGCUCACACAGUGAUCAGCUUUGUAUCACUUCGUUCCUCCAGGAGUCUCGAAGCUUCCCUGAGUCGUACCCUGAGCUCCCCAAACAGGACACGGUGGAGAGCAGCCUUCUACAGAAGCACAUCCUGGAGCUGGCAACCAUGCUGGACGUGCAGAGUCUAUUUUGGGAUGAUUCACUGGAAGCCUACUAACAUCUUCACACAGGGCCACAUGGCAUCAGUGUACAGACUCAACUGCCAGAGCCCUCACAGUCUUUCUGUUUUUUUACAGGUAAAAAAUAUUCAGCACAUCUUUACACACCAUGGCCUGCAUUGUGAAGGAAGAUGUAGUGCAACAUGAAAACGUCCCAUAAAUAAGCCAGACAGUUUCAUAUAGUAUGUAACUCCCCCAUUUUUACACUCACUAUCUCUCCUUAUAAAUAAUAGCAUCAUGAAAAAGAAAACAGACAAGAGAGAGGCUGCAAAUAAUUCAACAACUCACCAUUCCCCUUCAAAAUACAAGCAUAGACUGCAGCCUCAAUCCUGUCAGAUAAUUGUAAAGAAGUUUUUUGUGUUUUUAAAUAAUAUUUAUUAUUGUUAAGAGAAUGAGGAUCGUUCUGAGAUGUGUUUGGACCAAAAGCAAAGUGAAUUUUUGCACACAUAAGGUUAAUGCAACUAUACAAGUACUUGUUGAAUGAUUUAAGUGCACUAAAGUCCUGACACUUGUAUUUUUGUGCAAAUUAAGACACUAGAACUGGCACUGCAUCACAAGGUUUCUACUUAACUCCAUCAGAAGCUUUCAAGGUGUUGUUUGUUUUCUUGCUGAGAUGGUGAUUUAGGGCCGCUGUACAUAACUAACAAAAAAAGGGAAAAACACAGGAGAAGAGGAGUAAUACUCUGAGUGAAGUCACAUAUUUGUGAUGAUACGUAGCAAGUUUUUGAGGUUAUAAAGCUGCAAAUUUGGGAGAAACAAAAUCCCAGGACCUCAUUUUCUUUAAUUUUUUCACAAAAGGAAUUUGAUUUGAUUCAUGGACAGAGGGGGGGGGGACAGAGUACCAAAAAAAAUUUGAAAGGUGUGUGAAGGUUUGCUUUGCUUGUGGUCUGAACAGAGCCUGAAAAAGUGUAGGGAUGAGUGAAAGGCAGGUUUGUGCUGAGAGAACCUUCACUGCAUCACUCGAUAUUUAAAUGUAUAACGUUAGCACGCGGUGUGAGUUUAAGAGAUGUCACCAAAAACAUCCUCACUGGCACAGAUUUUUUUGUAUUUGCCAAACAGUGCUUGCUGUAUAGCAGCUUAACUUGUAGCAGGCUGAGGUGCAUGAAGUCAUGUUCCGCCAUUACUGUAAAGAUAUCACACUUCUUUUUCACGCCAUGAACCAGCACUCCAUCUUUUUACCUUUAAUCAUCGGCCUUUGACGGUAUAUAUUUCAAGUGUUUCCUUUUUCCACAUCACUGUGCUGUACCUGCAUGCAAAAAAAAAAAAAAAAAAAAGCAGAGAGAUGCAUCCAUUUUAUUGUGUUUCAGCCACAGCAGCCUCCACCUUUACGGGCAGAAAAAGACUCCGAGAUGUUAAAGAGGCAUGAGAGGUUGGAGGGAAGUGGAGUCAGUGCAUGUGUUGCAUGGGCCUGUUUGUUAAGGCAGCGAAUGGAAACAAUCCAGACUGAUAGAGGGCUGAGAGAGACGCUAAUGCCAACAUGUACCAGUGCUUUAACUGCUUCAAUGAUUUGCCAAACACCUCAGUAACCUUAAUGACAGCAGGAGUGUCAUGUGAACUGCAGGAUUAUUAUUGACCUGCUUUUUUAUAAACCACUACUCACCUUUACUUCUUCUGGUGCCGAUACACUGCUUCAAGCUUCAUGUACUGCUGGGGUUUGUUAGACACCAGAACUAUGAACAGAAAUUCAAUUAUAAAGAAGAGAGAGAGAGGGAGACAGAGAAGAUGAAGAGGUUUGAACAAGCAGCAACCACAAUGGCCGACUUCUGCUAUUAAAAACAGUCAGUGUUCAUCGUCUACUGACUGACCGAUCGUUAAACUAAUCAUGAUACUCAUAUCAGGACCAGUCGGGACUGUAGCUUCAGUUAAUGCCUGAUGCUAUAAUGCUCUACUGCCUGGAUGUAAACAAGCACAGGUGACAGGAGGUCUGAUUAAACUGGUAUACAACUGUCACACCAGAGCAGUGAGCGACCUGCAGAACUGAACCCGCUCUGCUGAAGUUUGACUCACUUCACUGGCAGACUCUGUGAGCCUGUGUUUAGCUUUGAUAGAUGAAUCAAAAUAUGCAGAUGUCAUUAAAUAAAGAUUUGUUUCAAAAAAGGUCAGUUCAGUUGACCACCAGGGCAGACCCAAAGUGGCCCUUUAGAGGCUAAACCACCAAUCUCAGUUCCAACAUGAAUUAGCUUUGCUGUAUCUCUUAGUCGUGGUGGUUGCUACUUGAAGGCCAAAGCUCUGCGGAUCAUAAAAAGUGAUUGUAGUUCAUGGAUGUAGGAAUAAAUAAAACGUUCUGUCGAGUGGGAUCACUGAGGAAAAAAAAAAAUAAGGGUCACAGGAGGAAUCCUGUUUCGGCCCCGGACCUUAACCUCCUCACUAACACGCCUCCCUUUUUUUAACAUCAACAAACUCCAGCACGUCUAAAAACUGUAAAGUAUUUAUUACCAGUGAGUCAAACUGUAAACUUUGGACAAAUCUUGAGCUGAACCUUUCUGACAGCAUGAACCCCUGCUGACGCUUCCAGAGAAAUGUGCUCUCGUUCAUCACCUCAUGUAUAUAUUUCAGUUAGAGCUUUCUUUGUUUCUGGCACCAGCAUGUGAACUGACAGCACAGACCAUCGUAGAAACCAGCUGACAGAUUACUGCCCUCCACCAAACUGUUUAGGACAAAAAAAAAGAAAAAAAGCUUCACUGCAAAGGUAGCAGAACUGCUGGUUGGAGAAAAGAGUUUCGAACUGACAAGAAUGAUAAAACACUAUUUUUUAGUGUUAGUUCUAUUUAUUGACAUUGUUUGAGUUUGUGUACAGAUAAUGUAAAGCGAUGUUUUGGCACAGGUGUGUUUGUUCAGUAGUUUUUGCGUCUAUAAAAUGUGUGAUGAAUUAUGGAGUCUGAGCGAAAUGUUGACCAGGCCGUAUUGUUCUGUUGACAUUUUUCUGAAGACGUUACAUUCCAGCUUUUCUGAGGACUUGAAGAGGGGCAGAGGAAAACAGUUUUCUCCGUUUUUUGUGGGAAAGUGAGCCGUUUCUACAUUUUCCUCUAUUUUCAGUGUAACAACUCCUCCACAUUCCCGUGUUUGGACUGAUUCAGAUAUUGUAGGCUUGCACUUUAUGAAGUUUGAUAUUGUUAUGAUCCUGUUUGUUGUGCUUUAAGGAAAAAAAAGAGAAACUCAUUCCUUGUCCUUCUGUGAUUGUUCAGACCAGCCCUUCACUCGGGUGACUUCUUUUUUUUAACAGAGUCAAAGUUGUGAGUCUGUGAUUUUCAGACCGUUUCCAAAAAAGAACUUUUCACCUCCUGUCACUUUUUAACAGCUUCUGCCUGAAAAGUGUGAAACAUGUUGACUGAUUUCUGAAAGUGUUGGCCAUUGACUGAAUAUAAAGAUGAAUGACACAUUUGCACAUCCUUCCACAAAAGUGAAGUCAAAAUACUCCUGCAACAGGCGCUGACAGCUUGCACAUUUGUAAGGCAGAGACAGCGCUUCAGCCUCAUCCUUAGAGCAAAAUACAGAUUGAACUUCUUGAUAAAGCGUCAAAGCUCAUUCAGAUGGGCUUUAUGAGGUGCCAGUAGGAGGAGCUUGAUAUUUGUGGCUUCACUUUAAGGGAGCUGGCAUGUUGUCCAGCCUUUUAUAUAGUCUUUAGUUGUGACUCAGCAGCAAUAACAAAUUUAAAUGUGUAAAACAUCGUGAAGUUUGAAUUUUUUAAAGCCAGCAGUGUUCAAACUCACAGCUGUGUGAAAUCCAGUCAUGAUUUUUUUUAACUUUGCGAAGAACUCUCAGCAAAAACAACAAACAUCUUCAACAUGUUUUCAACAUGAAUCAGGACAGAAGACAAAGUAAAGACAUGUAGUCAUUGAAAUUGUCAAAUAUUACAUGUGGACGAGUUUGUACUUUUAAUCUCAAAAUCUCAUAUUUAUAUGUUUAUAACAUGUUACUGUACGAUGUGUUUCCCACGAAAAGAUUGAUAAAUACUGGCACAAAUGCGCAUUAUUUAAUGGAAAAUAACCCCAGACAGUGAAGUGGCACUGAACUGUGAUCAUAAUGAUAACCAUCAAAUAAAUAAGAAAACUUUGAGCUUCAGUUAACGUCCGUUUGCGGUGAUGAUUUAUGUGCUUCAUAUUUAAAGAAAUGAGCCAUGAACAAGAACAGUUAAUUUAUUGAGUAGCAUCAGUGGUUUUAUUAACACUAGUAAGAGUAUGAAUAUGAAUUUUUCCUCUCAGUCUGAGCCUUUUGAAAACGGGAUGAUGUCGGUGUGAGUGUGUUUGAUUUUUUUUCUUUUUUGACUUUAUUGUAAUUUUUUACAGCAGCUGAAGAGCAGCUUUGUGCAAUAGCCUGAACUGAUUCUGUGUGAUGAAAAAAACAUUUCAUGCUUCAAAUAACCUCUGCAAAACAAGAUAGCUGGAUAAAACAUGAUAUUUUUUCACUGUUGAACAAGAUACCAGCAGAGUAUGACUUUAUGUGAACACGAUCUGUUGAUAGAAGCCUGUGCAGACGUAUGAAGUGAUGCAUCUUGUUUGAUCUUUAAUGAGGAUACUUUACUUACAAACCGGAUAAUCUGUAAUGAACAAGAUACUGACUUCAGGCAAAAAGAUACUGAUCCAUGGAAAUAAAAAAAAACAAGGUAUAAAUGUUGGGGUAAUCAGACAUAAAGAAAGCCGAAUUGGUUCACAAUAAAUUGUUUUUAGGAACAAGAUAUAAUUUUGUGCGAACAAGAUAAAAACAAAGUAUUACUUUUUGCAAAAAAAGGACCAAUUGAGACACUUAAAUAUUUACUUUAAGAAACAAGAUGAUUAAAGAGAUGUUAAGUUUUACAAACAUGCUUUAAGAGGUCAAGACUUCAUUGUGGCAAACAAGAUACUUUUUUGACUGGUCCAGAUAUUGUUUCCUCAAAAAGCUUUGCAAGUACCAUUUUAUCUGCCCUGCACUAAUCUACCCCAAAGAAACAUCAAGAUACAAUUUGUUAUGUGCAGUAGUUACUCUUGAAUAGGAAAGACACAUUUAUUGGAAGCUGAGAGAUAAAAAUCUGUGAACUUGUGCAAAACAAAAUAUUCUGUCAAUGAAACAUGGCCUGUGUGAAGGAAUAAAUAUACUUUUGCAAAACGAUAGCUACUCACUCGUGCCAACAAGAUAAUGACAAAUGCAAAUACAGUAUUCUGAGAUGUGACUUUCUAAAGAAGCUUGCUCAUGCAAACAUGAUUCUCAUUCUUUAAAACAAGAUUCAAUUAGUGCAAAAAAGAUAAUAAGUUAGCUAGAAUAAGACAUUUGGUUCAAGAAGUAUCUAGUUGUAUCUUGUUGACAGAAAAUUUCACCAACUACACUAUAACAUGUUUGCACGGAAUAAUAGUUUGUUCUUACGUUUCCUUUUUUAUAAAAUGUCCAAGGUAAAUAUCGGUGAGGAGAGCUGGCAGCUGGUUUAUACCUUUAUGCAGAGUUUCCACUAUGACAUUAUGAAGCUGAAUUUAUGGUGGAAACUCUGACAAAACAUAACAUUCCUCCCAAGCCUUUAGGUUUUUCUCUUCUGCUCUUCAAAAUUGAUCAGUGAUCAAAUAGUUUAUGUUCUGCUGAAGUCUUAAAAUACCUGUGACCAAAUUAAGCUUCAUCGAAUAGGUUUUUUAGUAUCAUUUUAAGGAAUUGUAAAGUAGAAAACGUGCAUACAUCAGCAUUCCUCCGUCCAUACUGUGAGGUUUCGUCGUCUCCUGUGCAUUCCAGUGUGCAUUUUCAGGAAGAGAAAAACUGCUGAUUGCAAUUUCAGGUGUUUCAGCAUCCGCAUAAGAAGAAGAUAUCUCUGCUACAUGACUAUUUAACACCAGAUUUGUUUUGCAGUCACACAGAAUCACGUGUUUCUUUUCUUAAGCUGCUACUAUGCACUUUGUUUGAACGGUCAGACUGAAAAAAUGCAAGACUCUGAGAAAAUGCAGUUACUGAGGAUUAAAAGCGGGUGACAAGGAUGUGAUCUGGUGAGAUUAAAUCAUUGCUUACCCUGCAUUAACAGUGUUAAACCCUCCAGAGCACAAGAAAAAAAAAACGUUUUUAACAUGAAACCACAAGCACAACAGCCACUGCAUCAUGAAACGGACCCUCUAUCAUGGAGAAGCAUGUGGACGACUCCCUGAUUACUGCCGUCUGAUCAAUCCUGUUUUCUUCCCCUAAUCUGUGGGAGUCAUUUUUACCUUUUUAUACUCGUAAUAUGUCCAAAAUAUGGGUGCAGCCUUCCUUUAUAGCAACAUGUGUGACUUGCUUGUUGUGAUUUUAAGUCAGUGUCCAACUGUCAAAUGUAUUUUCUGAGUUUCAGUUUAAAAAAAUGCACAGAUGCUAAUCUCUGUAAGCAGCAUGUUUGUUUAGAGUAGAAAGUGCCAAAGACUGGUGUACUCUCACUUUCUCAUCCUGACAAUGACAGAGAUCAAUUAUUGUACCAGAUGUUUCUUUUUUCUGUGUUAACAGAAGGAGCCAAUAAAGAAAAUGAAAAAUUUGGCUUCAUGACAACGGCUGCUGAGUGUCUUUAUUGUUGGUCUAGAUGGAUUUGGUCUUAAUAAAAACCUGAUGCAAA
Molecule: messenger RNA, 27437 nt
Organism: Xyrichtys novacula (pearly razorfish)
Lineage: Eukaryota; Metazoa; Chordata; Actinopteri; Labriformes; Labridae
Source: the annotation of a GenBank genome assembly